Messenger RNA from Rana temporaria (common frog), 1013 nucleotides. It is a transcript of the gene PPIA, whose product is annotated as peptidylprolyl isomerase A. The record is from RefSeq and is a predicted model, not a curated record. Lineage: Eukaryota; Metazoa; Chordata; Amphibia; Anura; Ranidae. Gene Ontology annotation, molecular function: peptidyl-prolyl cis-trans isomerase activity. Bases 68 to 580 code for a protein of 170 amino acids. Gene Ontology annotation, cellular component: intracellular membrane-bounded organelle. The transcript has 5 exons. Gene Ontology annotation, biological process: protein peptidyl-prolyl isomerization; protein folding.
UAAGGCAGUGGACGCAAAGAUCCCUGUACAGCAUCUCAGAGGCUUCUGCAACGUGACCACCUUCAUCAUGGAAAACAAAAGGGCGUUCUUUGACAUAACAGCAGAUGAGAUUCCCCUUGGCCGUAUAGUGAUGGAGCUCCGGUUUGAUGUAGUGCCCAAGACUGCAGAGAACUUUCUGAAGCUAUGUACUGGGGAAGUCGGAUAUGGCUACAAGGGCUGCACUUUCCACCGUAUCAUCCCAAGCUUUAUGUGCCAGGGUGGUGACUUCACCAAUCACAAUGGGACUGGCGGUAAAUCAAUAUACGGUGGUAAGUUUGAAGAUGAAAAUUUCAUUUUGAAGCACAGUACCCCAGGUGUCCUCGCCAUGGCCAACGCGGGGCCCAACAGCAAUGGUUCUCAGUUCUUUAUAUCAACCAUCAAGGCUGAUUGGCUGAAUGGGAAACACGUGGUGUUUGGUAAUGUAGUGGAAGGAAUGGAAGUCGUGAAAAAGAUGGAAAGUUAUGGCUCCAACAGUGGGAAGACCAGCAAGAAGAUUGUGAUCGAUGAUUGUGGAGUCCUAGAGGACACACCUUCUGCUUGACAAUGACACGCAAAUGAAACACUAUAUCCUGUGACCUGAACAAAUACCAUCAUCAUAGUCAAUGCAGACAAGCUGACUUCAGUGACGACAUGUGUUUAUUUUUUGUCAACUACAAAGUCUCAGUAUAUAUAAUAGCAUUAUUUAUUGACACAGUGUGUGACCAGAUCAUUUCAGCAGCUUGCCUGCGCAUUUUGCAUACUACUGAAAUAGUCCAUUAUACCCAAUAGUUGAAAUCGAUGGAUUCUGACUAAUGGCUGGUUUAUUACAUGUAGUUCUCUCUCUCUCAACUGCCUUUGAUGUUUUCCUACCCUCUGCUGGAGCACACUUUGCAAAUCAACUGUUUACACCUGGGAAAGCACACUCAGGAUUCUUACAUCAAUUGAAUGUUUGUAUCAUGUUUAAACUUAUACUUAAAAAUAAAAUAUGAUGGAAA